Thlaspi arvense is the source of this 255-nucleotide messenger RNA. Lineage: Eukaryota; Viridiplantae; Streptophyta; Magnoliopsida; Brassicales; Brassicaceae. The record is from the annotation of a GenBank genome assembly.
AUGGUGCAGAAGAAUGCAACAGAAGGAGAAGCAAGGGAUCAUAUCAGGAGCUUAAUAAGUUUGGCAUGGAGCAAGUUCAAUGAGAUUAGCGGAAGAAAGUGGAAUAAUAUUCAGCAUAAAUCCAUAAUAAAAAUGUCGGUCAACAUGGCAAGAACGGCUCACUGCAUCUACCAGCAUGGAGAUGGCAUAGGCACUUCAUCUGGGCUCACCAAAGAUCGGUUGACCUCUUUGAUAAUCGACCCUGUACCUUAUUAA